AAUUACUUCUGUAUUUCAGACAAUUGAGUUUCUUUUCAGCAAAAAGAUAUUAUUGAACAUGGAGGGCUAUACUCCAAUAUUCUGUGCUGGUGUUUUGGAUUCUCUGGCAGUGGAAUUGAAGGCGACAAAGGAUUUCUCCAAGUUAUAUGCUGGCAUUGCAAUACUUGGGUAUAUUGCUUCUGUUCCAGAAUCCGUCAACACCCGAGCCUUUUCUCAUCUUCUCACUUUCUUGGGCCAUAGAUAUCCCAAGAUCCGGAAGGCUUCUGCUGAACAAUUUUACUUUGUCCUCCUGCAAAAUGGAGAACUUGUGAUAGAGGAUAAGAUGGAGAAAGCGCUUGAAAUUAUUUCCGAAACUUGCUGGGAAGGUGAUAUAGAAGAAGCAAAACAGCGACGAUUAGAGUUGCAUGAUAUGGCUGGUCUAGAAACAGGGCUACUUCCCAAAAUUGGGAAUGGAGCAUCAAACAAGGAUGGUGAGAAGAGGCCAACAGCCAGUAAUGAGAAUGCAUCAUACUCUUCCUUGGUUGGGUCAACUGGGUUUGAAAGAUUGGUUGACAAAAACAGUGUUCCUUUGAAACAAAUUUUAUUUCCUCAAUCAUGAAAAAUGUUGCUUUCC
Vitis vinifera (wine grape) is the source of this 613-nucleotide messenger RNA. Its product is annotated as tubulin-folding cofactor D-like. The record is from RefSeq and is a predicted model, not a curated record. The transcript is spliced from 3 exons. Gene Ontology annotation, biological process: tubulin complex assembly; post-chaperonin tubulin folding pathway; microtubule cytoskeleton organization. Gene Ontology annotation, molecular function: GTPase activator activity; beta-tubulin binding. The coding region runs from base 59 to 598 and encodes 179 amino acids. Lineage: Eukaryota; Viridiplantae; Streptophyta; Magnoliopsida; Vitales; Vitaceae.